Drosophila eugracilis is the source of this 4159-nucleotide messenger RNA. RefSeq names its product centrosome-associated zinc finger protein CP190 (gene Cp190). The record is from RefSeq and is a predicted model, not a curated record. Gene Ontology annotation, biological process: regulation of transcription by RNA polymerase II. NCBI's taxonomy places the organism in Eukaryota, Metazoa, Arthropoda, Insecta, Diptera, Drosophilidae. Gene Ontology annotation, molecular function: RNA polymerase II cis-regulatory region sequence-specific DNA binding; DNA-binding transcription factor activity, RNA polymerase II-specific; protein binding. The transcript is spliced from 5 exons. Gene Ontology annotation, cellular component: nucleus. Bases 209 to 3505 code for a protein of 1098 amino acids.
AAUGUAACCUUGUCAUGCCAGCGAUGAAUGAAAAGAAUAUGGCGACCUGACUCUGGAAAAAAAUUAGAAUUUGUCCGGCAAAAGUAGUGUGCAAUACAAAGAAAUUUGCGCCCUGAAGCCAGAGCAACCAAUACCACGGGGAGGCUAAAGAUAAGGAUACGGAAACGGAUAACACAGCUCUUCCCAAGGACACAGCCGCACCGUCGAGAUGGGCGAAGUCAAGUCCGUGAAGGUGGACAAUUGGGGAGUAUUUUUCCUGCAAAAGCUGCAGAACUUCUUUAACAAAACGGACUACUGCGAUCUGACGCUUCAGUUCCGGGAUAACUCACAGUUGAAAGUGCACCGUUUAGUGCUCAGCGCAUGUACCGAUUAUUUUAAUGUGCUGGAACAGACCUGUGAAAUCGUCGAUGAUGCUCUCAUCAUGCCCAACGAGUUUCAGGCGGAUGUUGUGGUGCCCAUUGUUAACUUUAUGUACACUGGUACCCUGGAGUUCGAGUUGAAGAUGUACGGCAAAUUGUUGCGCACUGCCAAAGAGAUGAACAUGACAGUGCUACUCAAGCUGUUAGAGGCGCAUCGCCGUACCAUGGAGAAUGUAAAUCGCCAGCAGAGACCGCCUAGUCCUAAGGGUAUCCGUCGACGCACAGUUGGACAACCCAGUUCGGGUCUUCCCCAGCAGCGCGUCUUGGGUCCAUCACCGCAGUCCCGAAAUGUGUCCACACCCACCAUGCAGCGAGCCAACGCACAGCGUGGACCCACUGGCAACACACUGACCCGCACAUCAGGCGGUACAAGUCGUACACAGUAUGCAGAAAGCACCAAUGUCAAGCAGGAACCAACUUCGCCAUUUGAGCAGCUACGCAAGGGCUAUAAUAACAAUAAGAGGCCUGCACAGACCAGUCUGUUAUCGCCGCCCUCGAAGAAACCCAGUUUGGAAGAGGUCAAGGAGUUUGCAGAACAACAGAGAAUGCGUAAGCAAAUCGCGGCGGAAUAUGGAGAUCACGAUCCUGAUUAUGAUGGAGGCAUGCUGUAUGAUGAUGUCCAUGCCGGGGACGAUGAUGACGAUGAUAUGCCUCCACAGCCAUCUACUUCCAAGCAGCAGUCGCCGCAGGGUACACAAACCCAGCUGGAGCACGGAUCCACCACCAUUAUUCUAAAGCAGGACUCACCCAGUCAGACACCCACGAUAAUUGUUAAGGACUCUUCCAACGCCAAACUGAAUCACACUAAGAUCAUAGCCGAAGUACUGCGCCAAUAUCCUCACAUUGUCAAAGGUCACAAGAACAUCAAGCUGAAGAUAAUGCCCAAUACACCACCCGCGCCGGCCGAGAAGUCUGCUCCGGUCAAGUCUCCGGCGACUCAGUCGUCUGCCUCCACAUCGCCACAUAAAAAAUUGCAUGUGUCUUUUAAGGCCGAUAAGAGCACGCCAUUAAUCACCGCGCAGCAAAAGGCGGCCAGUUCCCUGCAAAAGACCGCGACCACGCAGUCUGCCACUACCCAGGCAACUGCGGCAAAUCCCCCGUCGAAUGCCGCCGCAACCCAGAAGAGACGCAUUGACAGUAAGACAAUGCAUGCCUUGAUUGCUCAAGGAGCCGAGAACACUACUGGUCCCUGGCUGUGCUUAAGGUGUGGCGUUAAUGGACGCCCCAUCAGCAUUCCGUCGUAUCGAGGAUUCCGACGCCAUUUGAUUAACACGCACAAAGAGACCAUUGACCCGGCGCUGUGCGAGCAUUGCGGAUGGCGGUCAGGCAACAACCGGGAACUGCAUUUCCACAUGUAUACGGAUCAUCAGGUCAAGUCACAGCUAUACACUUUCGCCGAGUGCGCGCUGUGCAACCAAUCUUAUUUGACCAAGGCCGAGUUGGAGGCUCAUAUUAACGAGGCGCAUACGGACGACAACAAGCAACAGUGCAUCUACUGCAACAAGGUGUUCGAGCAAGAACUGCAACUAUACAGACACAUGAAGAGCUACCACAAGGAGCAGGCUCUCGAAGACGGAAUUAUUGAUGAAACGGAUGAAGAGUUCCUCGGCUCGCAAGAUGAGGAAGAAGAAGAAGCCGAAGUGGAGGAAGAACCUGAACCGCAGCAGACUGAUAAAGUGCGAAUCCUUUCGGAUAUAAGUUUGCCAGCCACUAGUGCCAUCACAGUACAGCAAGCUCAGCAAGAGCAACUUCAAGAGGAGGACGUAGAUCAAGUGCAGCAGGAGGUGAAAUUUGUUGGAGCCGAUGGCAAUGAGGUGGAGCUCACGGAUGAACAGCGCAAGGAGAUCCUCUCGCAGCUUAAUCAACAGCAAGCGGGUGCUGCCGCCGGUGGAGUGGUAAUGGUGUUGAGUGAUCCAGAGGCGGAGCCCGUAAAGCAAGAGACCGACGAGAAAUCCCUGGCUGGCACAGAGGAGGAGUAUGAUGACAGCCAAAUCUAUAGCGAGCUGACAGCCGCUGACUCAGUUGAGAGCGCCAAAAAGAACAUUGCUGAUGAGAGCAAAGAGUCAAUAGACAACCUAGAAUGGGCUGAAAAUCUUAUUGCUGAAUCCGAGGAACAGAGCAACAAGGAACCCAAACUGGAAAAGUCUCGCGAUGAUAUCAGCGAAAAACUUAAGGAGCUGACCGGUGACUGGACCGAGGAUGAAAACGAUGAUGAUGCCGAUGACAAGCCUGCCACCACCGAACUUACAUCCGAGUUAGCCGCCAAGCACUCAGAGUCACCAGUCCACGAGGAAGAAGAAGACGAGAUAGAUCUGGCUCUUGAGUCUCUGCACAAAGGACCUGAAGAUCAAGCUGUAGAAAAAACUGGUGAGGAGUCUAUCGCCAGUGCUGAAGACUCAGUUGUCCCGGUCGGCAGUAUCAAUAGUCAGCCCGAAAAAAUGGAUGUAGAUUCAGAAGCGGCGAGCGAGAAAGCUCCAUUGUUAGUUGGCGCGAUUAAGAGAGAGGACGGGAUUGAAAACGACGAAGAAGAAUUUAUCAAGGAAGAUGAACCAGUUGCUGAGCCCGCGUCCCAUGAAUUGAGAGAAGCGGUAGCUGUCGCUGACGGAGAUGAUGAUGUUCAUCUGGAAGCCGAUAAUAUACGUAAAGAGCUGCUUGAUGACUUGAUUGCCGAGGCAGAAAAACCUAAUCAAGAGAAGAGCAUUGAUCAACCUGAGGAGAAUGCUACAACAGAGGCGUUAGCUCCAGCCUUAGAUGCUUCGACUGACGAGGAUGAAUUGGUGCCUACUACCCAUCGGUCCAACGAUCAAAUAGAGAUUGAUGGAACAGACGCGGAAAAGGCAGCCCAGAACAAUGAUGAUGCAAGUACCGCACACAAUAAGGAUAUCGUAGAGGAAAAACCAAACAAAAGUGGGGAUGCAGUAACAAUAGAAAAGGCGACAAUAGAAAGUGCGAAAACAGUUGAGGAAACGUCGUCCGGUGAAGCAGCCAGUGUGGACAAGGUGAAGAGUCUCAUUAGCGAAUGGGGGGACGACGAUGAGGAUGAAGAUGAGAAUGGGGUUAGUGCGGCGGCGAAGGAGGAGCUAUAAUUACUAGAUUUAUUUAUGUUCUAAGUUCGGCAAUUCAAAGCAGAUAAGCAGAUAAAAGUAUCUGAGCUUAGCUAGAAUUUUCGGUUUCUAUUGUAAAUUAAAUUGUUAACAAAGAUCGAGGUGAAUGAUAAGAUAUGGAUAUGCACAGGCUUAAGUGUAUAAGAUCUAAUCUACAAGUCUCACAUAAUUGUAAAUCCCCUCCUCCCAUUCAUAUUGCGCUGCUAGCAAGAAAAUUGUAAAACUAGGAGUCCCUUAAAUGAGAGAUCCGAGACCAAACAACCCAACAAUUAGCUAUUUAUGAGUGUCCGUUUCUGCAAACCACAAAUAGAGCAACCAACCAACAUUUCACGUUUAGGUAAACACUUUAUAUAUACAUACACACACAUAUGCCUAUUUACAUACAUAUAGAGAUGUAGUUACAUUGAUGUUGUUUUAAUUCGUUUAAAACAAAGGCAGGAUGUUCCCAGAAAAUAAGUAACAAGAUUGACGUUUUAUGAUUGGUUUAGUAAUAUUAAUCAAAAUGAAAAAAGGAUGUCCUUUUUUUUUGAUUACCGACUUAAAUGUAAGAUUUAUUAUAUUUAAUAAAGGAUUCAAAAAUAACAAGUUUGGAGAAAACAAAAUAUAAUUGUAGAAUAAAGGCAGUUGUGCUUUGAA